Messenger RNA from Thermothelomyces thermophilus ATCC 42464, 1137 nucleotides. RefSeq lists its product as uncharacterized. NCBI's taxonomy places the organism in Eukaryota, Fungi, Ascomycota, Sordariomycetes, Sordariales, Chaetomiaceae. The record is from RefSeq and is a predicted model, not a curated record. Gene Ontology annotation, biological process: mitochondrial respiratory chain complex II assembly; mitochondrial electron transport, succinate to ubiquinone; tricarboxylic acid cycle. The transcript has a single exon. Gene Ontology annotation, cellular component: mitochondrion. The coding region runs from base 239 to 1024 and encodes 261 amino acids.
UACACAGUAGUACUUUCCGGCCCGCGCCCGUUACAUAUCCCAUCUUCUUGCCUUGUUCUUUCCAAGAAUACGGAUACUCCGUCUGCAACGUUAAUCGCAACCCGUGCAACAAUCGUAAAGUAAUUUCUUCCAUUUGCGCGGACGAUCGAUUCAAGGCUCUAUACGACGGACUGGAAGCAACGAAAGAGGAACACGAAACGGAAGGGAGAAAGAAGGAAAGAAGUCCAGAAAGACAAAAAUGGCCUCCCUCCGCCCAGCGACCCGCGCCGUCACCCGCGCGCGGCCGUCUCUCGCAUCCGCCGUCCGCCUCUUGCACCCCAACCGCUUUGAGUCCUCUUCUUCCUCUUCCUCAUCCUCCCCGUCCCAGCAGACCCCGGCCGAGGACCUCCAAGUAGGCGAGCUCCAGGGCGCCUCCUUCAGGAUCGAGCCCCUCCGCCGCGUCGGCGAGGACCCCGCCACCAUGCGCGCGCGACUACUUUGUAUGCCUCCCCUUCCUUCCCGCUUCCCCGUCCCUCGUCCGGACGCACACAUAGGGGGGCGGAGAGAGAGAGAGAGAGAGAGAGAGAGAGAGGAGAAGAAGCAUGGAAAGCUGACCCAGUUCCGUGGGACAGACCAAUCUCGCAAGCGCGGCACGCUCGAGUCGGACCUCCUCCUCUCCACCUUUGCCUCGGCCCACCUCGCCACCAUGACGCCCGCCCAACUGGCCGAAUACGACCGCUUCCUGGACGAGAACGACUGGGACAUCUACUACUGGGCCACGCAGGACGCCAACGCCGCGCAAUCACAACAGCAACAGCAACAGCAACAGCAACAGCAACAGCCGCCGCAGCAGCCGGAGCAGUCCCCGCGCCCGGGCGAGUGGGCGCAGACGGUGGGCACGUUCAAGCCCGCGUACCGGCCGGUGCCGGCGCGGUGGCGGGACAGCGAGAUCCUGCGGAUGCUGCGCGCCCAUGUCGAGAGCCGGAGGGGCGCGGGCAAGGGCGGCAUGGGGUUCAUGCCGCCCCUGGAGGAGUAUAAGCUGUGAGGGAACAGGUCGAAGAGAACGAGAGGGCUUGGGUGGUCUGUAUGAUGGUUAAAGGUUGUAUUGUAUCAUGUGCUGUAAGAAUUGGUUUCUCUCGUGUUCUGUCUCUCGGGGGA